Messenger RNA from Scaptodrosophila lebanonensis, 1213 nucleotides. Its product is annotated as chaperone protein DnaJ. Gene Ontology annotation, cellular component: endoplasmic reticulum. Gene Ontology annotation, molecular function: misfolded protein binding; protein-folding chaperone binding. The record is from RefSeq and is a predicted model, not a curated record. The coding region runs from base 131 to 880 and encodes 249 amino acids. NCBI's taxonomy places the organism in Eukaryota, Metazoa, Arthropoda, Insecta, Diptera, Drosophilidae. The transcript has a single exon.
AGUCGGGCACACGUAUGUAUAGGAACACAGACACAUAGCUUUUCGAAUUAAGUUUUUUUUAAACAACACAACUUUUAAAAAAAAAUUGUUUGUUUUAGUAAAUAUUUUCGGACGCGCUAAAUUAUUGUCAAUGCUUAGAACCAUGCAGAGAAGUACCCGCACCACGGUGCGCCGGCUGGCGACCUAUGGGGCGCGGUAUGGGUACCUGGGAACACUACUACGCCGUAACGAGAGCUACUAUGACGUUCUUAAUGUGCCGGUCGACUCCAGCGGACAGGAAAUCAAGCGUGCCUUCAUCAAGCUGUCGAAGAAAUACCAUCCAGACUCAAACAGCUCCGCCUGCGACUCCGAGGCUUUUGUGAAAAUAUGCGAGGCCUACAAGACGCUCUACAACACCGCCACUCGCAACGAGUACGACAACCGAUUGAAGUUGCAGCUGGACGUUUGCAAGCCCAUGGAGAACUGCUACACAAAUCACAAUGUGCACAAAACAUGGGAGAAAUACAAGGCCGCCAUGCGGUACAAGCAGCGGGGCCGUGACGUUAAGAGUACCAUCGAGUCGACCAUGGCGCACCGGAAGCCGCUAGUCUCGAAAACCAAUCAGCUGCAACAGAAGUUCUCCAGCCCAAGAGAAAACGAAGUGGUAUUGGAAAUGCCCAUUGCUAUGCACAGGAUUGCUGUUGAAGAGAUGAAGUGCAAGGCGAACACAGAGUGCCCGCCGGAGCCCGAGAUCGCGUGCGAGCUCGAGCUCGAGCCCGAUCCUGAUCCCGCUUGGCAUCGAAGCUGGCCAUACAUGUCCUACGUUACGGGCUUCGGCAUUGUCUUGAGUCUGGGUGCCUAUGCUUUGCGAGAGCGCCUCAAAAGUAGGCGGAUCAGGUAGAACCAUAGCUUCUGCUUCUUGAUGUGUACUCGGAGUUUCGUUCUGUGUGAUUCUGUGUGUGGAUGACAUCCGGAAACUGAGCCCAGAUCGUUAAACAUCCGUACCGGAUGUCGGUGUUUAGCGUCUGUGCCCAAGCGGCCAUCCGCACAAGCUGCAUUUUUGUCUUAGUCUAAUUAGCUUUGUUUGGAAAAUCGAUAAGUUUCUUGUCUGAAAUCUGGUCCACAUGUCAAUUCAAUUAAUCGCAACUCGUGCCUUUUGUACACAAUACCCGUCAAUCGUUCGGCAGCACGCAUUGAGAAAAAGGAACCAAAUAAACGAAAAUUUAAGCGUGAA